UGAUUCCUACCGGAUGUAGUGCACUUUUAAAGUAAGUAGGGAGGUAUUUGGGAUUCUGCACACAAAUAUAGCUGCGGUGGCACUUUGUAAGUCAAGAGUUUAAAACAAGGCAGAAGUUUAACUUGACAUUCCAGUUCAUAUAUUUUUCUCGUUAACGGGAUCAAAUGGAUUUUCCAAAACUGCCACCUCACGAUGGACCCUUUCUGUCUGUGGUUGACAUGCACACUGGAGGAGAACCUUUACGCAUCAUCGUAAGCGGGUACCCUACCGUGAGUGGAGACACUGUGCUCGAAAAGCGGCGGUAUGUACGAGACCAUCUCGAUCAUCUACGCAAAGUGUUAAUGUUCGAGCCCCGUGGCCACUAUGACAUGUACGGAGCCUUAUUAGUCAAAAGUGAGAUACCUGAAGCGGAUCUCGGGGUUCUGUUCAUGCACAAUGAGGGUUACAGCACCAUGUGUGGCCAUGCUGUGAUCGCUCUGGGCCGUUUUGCUGUAGACUACGGUUUGGUAAAGACUCCGACUGCUCCCGAGACCCAAAUAAACAUCCACUGUCCAUGUGGCUUGGUGAAGGCUUUUGUGGAGUAUAGCAACAGUAAAACAGGAGCAGUGAGGUUCCACAGCGUGCCAGCAUUUGCUUUUGCCACAGAUGUGAAAGUUACCGUUCCAGGAUAUGGUGAAAUCACAGUGGACAUAAGCUACGGAGGAGCUCUCUAUGCCUUUGUGAAUGCUGAAAUAUUUGGACUGGAUGUCAAUAAGUCAAGAACAAGAGAUUUAGUGGAUGCAGCCACUGCUGUAACUAAUGCAGUCAAAUCUCAGGUGAAGCUCCACCAUCCCGUUAGUGAAGAUCUGGCUUUUCUAUAUGGUACUAUUCUCACAGAUGGCAAAGAUGAUUUCUCUGAUGAGCCUACAGCCAAUGUGUGUGUGUUUGCUGAUGCCCAGGUGGACAGGAGCCCCACUGGUUCAGGUGUGACUGCUCGCAUUGCUCUGCAGUACCACAAAGGUCAGAUCCAGCUGCACAAGACCAGGAGCUUCAAGAGCGGCACCACAGGAACUAUAUUUACAGGGAAGGCAGUACAGGAGACGACAUGUGGGGACUUCAGUGCAGUGGUGGUUGAGGUUGCGGGUCAUGCUUACUACAGCGGUGUGGCCAGUUUUACUCUGGAGAACGACGAUACCCUGAAGAAUGGCUUCCUCCUCCGAUGACUGUGUUAAAGCUGAGAUCUAACAAGUGGAAUCUCACAGGAGGCUUUCUGGCAGAGGAAUUGACACAUUCGCUGUCUAAGGAACAUAAGUGGAAUGUAAUUUUUUGUUGUUUUUCUGACUUUACAGAAGAGAAAAUAAGUGAAUGACUGAUUCUUGUGCCCAUGUCAUGUCUUGUUUCUUACCUAACCUUUUUUUUCCUCAUUGAAAUCUGGAAGUUCUAAUGGAUUUCAAUCAACAGUUGAUUAGAGUGUAUAUUUGUGAAGUAUGUUAAAUUCUGUUUUUUUUUUUUAUCUCGACUUAUUCAAACCGAAAGUUUAACCUUGACACUAGUUGAAUUUUAUUGUUCAGUGGAGAUGUUUUAUUGCACACUGUUUAGGCACCAGCGUGUUGCCCAUUGUGGAAAACAUUAACACAACAGUAACUAUUACAUUUUUUCCAUUUAUUCUCCUUUAAGCGCCAUCUUACAAUGGAAUUUUUUUUUUUAAAUUACAAACAUAGUUCAAUGUCAGCAUAUCACAUUGUCACAACAUACACUGUGGAUAAAAAUACUGGAAUAUAUCCAGUGAUGAAGGAAGAGCUGAGGGAGAGUCUCUUGCAUUGAUUUACUUACUGGUAUGUUCUUUUUUUAAAUAAGUCUACAGAUUUCACAUGACCAUCUGCAAAGUGUCUUGAAGAAAGAUCCAACAUAAAUGCAUAGAAUUUGCACAAAAGGAGCAUCCACAGUGUUUGAAACGACGUGGGCUUGGGCCAACUCCUUAUCUAAAUCUUAUCUUUAAAAAUGUUCUUCAGCCAGCCUGUGUCUGAUAUCCAAUACAAUUCUCAAUAACCAUGUAAUAAACAACCUACACAACCCAUA
Molecule: messenger RNA, 2058 nt
Organism: Tachysurus fulvidraco (yellow catfish)
Lineage: Eukaryota; Metazoa; Chordata; Actinopteri; Siluriformes; Bagridae
Product: trans-L-3-hydroxyproline dehydratase
Exons: 7
Coding region: 165-1202 (345 amino acids)
Molecular function (GO): hydro-lyase activity
Source: RefSeq, a predicted model, not a curated record